ACCUCCCCAGUCAGUCCGUGCGGAUCGCGGCGAAGCGCAGCCUCAUCACGGAGAACGGUGCUGAGAAAGAGAGAGAGCGAGAGAGAGGGGAGCGAGAGAGAGAGGGAGGGUGUGUGUGUGUGAGAGAGAGAGAGAGAGAGAAAGCCAGAGCCAGAGAGACGAGAAAGAUAAAGGAAAGACAGACGGAACGAUAGACUUGUGCGUAAAAAGUACUGGUGCCCCCCUUCUGCUUCUUCUUCUUCUUCUUCUUUUUUUUCUUUCUAAAUUUCCAUCAGACAAAAAGAAAAAAAUUCCAAACCGGCUGCUUGGAUGAACCAAAACCUAUCGAUCUGUCAGCACUACACCUGGAUUCACUGACCAGCCGCACAGCAGGCAUGUCCCGAAGGAAGCAGAGCAACCCCAGGCAGAUCAAACGUCCUCUGGAGGAUGGCCUGGAGGAAGAGGAGGAGGAGUGCGUCUCCGAGGAGAAUGAGCUCCUGGCCAAAGAUGAGUUUUCGGUGGAGGAGAACUUCACCGCCGAGUUUGAGACUGAGAACAUAAGCUGCGAAGACAUGGAGUACUUCUGCAACAAAGGAGAGGAAGAUGGCAAUCGAGAGGCAGGAGAGUCGGAGAUGGAUGGGCAGGGGGAGAAGAGCAGGCACGCUGCCAUGGGGCCAGAGGAAUGGGAUGGUCCAAGAGAGCUGGACGCAUUCCUUAAAGAUGGUGAGCGUCGUAUCCACAGCCGGCAGCAGCUCCCUUUGGGGACAACAUGGGGACCCUUUGAGGGGAAGAUUGAAAUGAGCACUGAAAACUCUACACUGAAGACGAAGAGCACGGUCCCUGUGGUGUUGAGCGCCGGCCCCAGGUGGCUGCUGGAUGUGACUUGGCAGGGAGCGGAAGACAACAAAAACAACUGUGUGGUGUACAGCAAAGGUGGCCAACUGUGGUGCACUACCACCAAGAACAUGAUGGAGGGCGAGGAGCUGGUGGCGUUUGCGGUGGACUUUGACUCCCGUCUGCAGCCGGUGAACCACAUGUCUCUGAGUGAGGGCAUGUACCCAGCCAGGCUGCUGGACAGCAUCCAGCUCCUGCCGCAGCAGGCCGCCAUGGCUUCCAUCCUGCCCACUGCCAUCGUCAACAAGGACAUCUUCCCCUGCAAAGCAUGUGGAAUCUGGUUUAGGAGCGAGAGGAACCUGCAGGCUCAUCUCAUGUACUACUGCAGCGGGCGGCAGAGGGAGCCAGAGACGGUGGUGGAGGAGAAUGACAGUGGCCCACACCAGACCCCCAGUAUCUGUCCCUUUCCACAGUGCAAUAAGAGCUUCUCCGGACCCAGGGCCCUAGAAAUGCACUUGAGCACCUCGCACAGUGGUGUCAAAAUGGAAGAGAGCCUCCCUCCUGGCACCAGCUUGAAAUGCACAAUCUGUAACUACACGGCAGAUUCUCUUAUUACAUUCCAGCAUCACAUCAUGUCUCACCUGUCACAGGCGGCCUUCAGAUGCAAUCACUGCCAUAUCAGCUUCCAGAGCCACAGGGAACUCUUACAGCAUCAGGACUUACAUGGGCACGGCAGCAAACUUCACAGGGAAGGUAACGGCACAGAGCACUCCCCCAGGGGGCCGGAGGAAAGCCUCCAGCAGCAGCAGCAGCAGGCCCGCACUGAGCUGGCCAACAGGAAGGACGCUCUGCUCGGAAGUCCCAAAGGGACCCUCAACAAGGAGACCAGCACAGACGGGGAAGUUGACAAGACUGAGAAGAAGCCCAUGCUGUCUGUUCAGAAGGGAGAGGCCCACCCAGGCAGCAAAGCCAGUUUUUCUUACACUAGGAUCAAGUCUGAGCCCUCCAGCCCCCGACUGGCCUCCUCCCCUGUGCAGCAUAACAUGCCUACAUUUCCCAUGGGCCCCUUCUUGUCUCAGUUUGCGUUCUCCCAAGACAUUUCAGUAGUCCCGCAGGCUUCUGAGAUUCUGGCUAAAAUGUCAGAGCUAGUUCACCGGAGGCUGCGCCACGGAGGGAACAGCUACCCCCCUGUCAUCUACAGUCCUCUUAUGCCCAAAGGGGCCACCUGUUUUGAAUGCAAUAUCACCUUCAGCAACCUGGACAACUAUUUGGUCCACAAAAAGCACUACUGUAACAGCCGCUGGCAGCACAUGGCCAAGUCCCCCGACUUCUCUGCCCUCUCGGAUAAGGUCCCCGAGGCGGUUAGCCCCAACAGCGGUCACAGUUCUGUUAGCAUGUUGGCCGGCUGCCACCCGUCGGAGGCUGACAGCCACCUCAUGCAGUCAGCUUGCCUGAACUCCAGCGUGUUGGACAUGAUCAACGCUGGGGCUAAAGGCCCCGAUAAGGAUCUAGCAGGACAGGUGAAGAAGGUCUCCACGCCAACUGGGGCUGAGGAGAGGCUGAAUGACAAGCAGAUGGAGGGGAAGAGCCCCAGCACAGGUUUGGUGGAAAGUGACAACGAUCCGACCAAGACGACUUGCGACGCCUGUAAUAUCACGUUCAGUCGUCACGAGACCUACAUGGUCCACAAGCAGUACUACUGCGCCACUCGUCAUGAUCCCCCCAUGAAACGCAUGCCCACCAACAAGGUGCCCUCCAUGCAGAGAACCAUGAGGAGUCGUAAGCGCAGGAAGAUGUAUGAGAUGUGUCUCCCGGAUCAGGACCACCAGAGGCCCCCUAUGGGUCAGCCAGGUUUCCUUGGGGUUCCUCCCAUGAACCCUUGCACAUCCCAGGAAGCUGUAGAGAGCCUUUCAGACCGCUUCCAUCCCCGCUGUGAUAUGUUCCCAAGUAUGGUACCUAAACACCUGGAGGCAUCUCUGACUGUCACCAAACCCGUUCUGGCUCCCAAAUGCAACAUCGUGGAGCCACAGGAGCUGGACGCUCCCAUUGACCUUAGCAAAAAAUGCUCGCCGGUAUCCGACAAGUCAUGUAGCUCUCCCAAAAGACUUUUGGACUAUCAUGAAUGCGCAGUGUGCAAGAUAAGUUUUAACAAAGUGGAGAACUACCUGGCGCACAAACAGAACUUUUGCCCCGCAACGGCCGCCGCCACUGCCGCACAGCAGCAGCAGCCACAACAGCAACAACAGCACAAUGAGAGCGGCGGCCUGGAGACGACCAUGUUCCCAGAUGUGAAGAGUGAAAGCAGCGGUAACCCGGAUGAAGUCUACGAUAAGAACCCAGGCAAAUGUGAGAAGAAUGGCAACGGGAAGGUGAUGGUGCAGAAUGGAGGCAUGUUUCCUCCACACCUGGGGCCCGUGCCGGGUCUCAAGUCUUUCGCUGAACCCCAGCUCAUCCCAUCAAAAGAGGACAGCAAGAAUAUGUUUCUGCCCCACUGCCUCUACCCUGGAGCAAUAAAGAAGGUCAAAGGUCCUGAGCAAAUAUCGCCGUAUUUUGGGAUAAAACCAACUGACUACGGGGGGCCAGCGGUGCAGGGAGAGACCGGUGAACAGGAGCAAAGUGUUAAUGGGGGAGGAGGUGCUGGAGGAGGAGAGACGGGAACAACCAGAGAGCAGGCCACACAGCCUGCUGCUAACGGCUGCCCUCACCCUGGCAAGGAACCCCUUCCCCUCCUGCCCAAAAACCGAGGCAUGGUCAUUGUCAACGGGGGGCAUAAGUCCGAGGAGCGUUCAGGCACAGCACCGCCGCAGCAAGAGAACCAGCCCCAGCCAGACAGCCAGCCCCCCAAUCCCUCACCGACGUGGGCCACCGAAAAUCAGACCGACUCCAACGAGAACAUGUCGCCUUCCUCCAAGUCCCCAAACGAGGAGGCAGCGCCCACAGCCAAUAAGGGCGUGAACGGCUCCGGAAGCGGCAAGUACUGCCGCCUCUGUGACAUCCAGUUCAACAACCUGUCAAACUUUAUUACCCAUAAGAAGUUUUACUGUUCGUCACAUGCUGCCGAGCAUGUAAAAUAAGAGAAGACACGUUCUUCAUCCUCCCCCUCGCUCCUUCCCCCGACACCUUCCCCCCCUUACUGACUUUUCCUCCUUUCUUUUUUUUUGGUACACUGUUGUGUCUGGAAUAGUGCAUCAUGCAGUGCUAACCGCUGCUUGUGGACAAUCAAGAGAAGCUUCUUCUUUCAUCGUUUUAAGACUUACAAAUGCAAAACCAUUGGUUUAAAAAAAAAAGAAAAGAAAAGAAAAAGAAAAAUGGAUCAAGAAUAAUAUUGGUGCCACUUUCACAUUAAUUUAUUUUACAAUCAGUAUUAAUAGGAGUAGUGGUCUUAAUUUAAAUUCAAAAUGAAAUUUAUAUCAGAGUUGUUUGUAAUGUUAUUGUAUAGUCAUUCUUGUGUAGCACACAUAUUGUUUACACUGUAAUGUAGGCUCAAUGAAACAAUAGACAAUACAAAAAUGAGAUGCAUUUUAGACACAAAAAUAGCUACUGAGGCACUUGUGUAUUCUUAUUUGCUGUACCAGUUUCUGUAUAUGGCCAAAAUGUCACUUGCAGUUUGCUACUAAUGACUUGUUAGCCUUAAAAAGCCGCCGUUUUGGGGGGGUGGGUGGGGGUGAUCACCUGGCACAACCCUGCAUCUCACAUUUUGGCAUAUACAUAUGGCUUUGCAUACAUAUGUGGCUGUUUGUCCCUGUCUCUUUUCUUCAACUCAGAUGUGGAUGUUUUCAUGAGGAUGGCAGCAUUCUUGUAUAGUACUCGUAUUUCUGUUUGAUGAUACACUUUGGUCUCCCUUUUUCAAAUUUUGCUCUCAAUGCAAUACUUUGUAAAUGAGGGAACAUUACUGAAAGCAGUAUUACGAAAUGGGGACUGUGCAUAUAAUUAUUUGUAACCCCAUUGGGAAUUUAAAAACAAAAAGAGAAAAAAAAAAAGCAAGUUGUACAAGAAUUAAGUUUAUUGCUGACGAACAAGAUGGGUUGGGAGGUCAGUGGGGGAUACUGAUGUAAAAUGAUCAUUCCAAUGUCCUGAUUAUGGGAGAAAAUGUUUCUUAAAACGUUGUUGCUAUGCAUGUAUAUGGAUGGAAUUAAAUUCCAGAUCUGUUGGAAAUUUUUAUUUUGAUGUGGUGUCAUAAUUAAACUUAAAUCCUCAGGAUAAA
This is a messenger RNA of Haplochromis burtoni (Burton's mouthbrooder), 5017 nucleotides long. It is a transcript of the gene zfpm2a, whose product is annotated as zinc finger protein, FOG family member 2a. Bases 375 to 3887 code for a protein of 1170 amino acids. The record is from RefSeq and is a predicted model, not a curated record. Gene Ontology annotation, biological process: heart development; negative regulation of transcription by RNA polymerase II; cell differentiation. Lineage: Eukaryota; Metazoa; Chordata; Actinopteri; Cichliformes; Cichlidae. The transcript has 8 exons. Gene Ontology annotation, molecular function: RNA polymerase II-specific DNA-binding transcription factor binding. Gene Ontology annotation, cellular component: nucleus.